AUGUAUGCGCGCAUCAAGACCAUUAUUGCCGAGGCCCGGUUGGAGUCCGGCGGCGGAUGCGACAACAGCAGCGGCGGCGGUAGCAGCCCGGCUUCGCUAGGCACCUCGGAGAGCGAUGGUUCAAGCAGCGCCGACGAGCUCUGGCACCACGACCUGGGUGAGUUCCGGCGGCACGCCUCCACUCUCUCCUCCGUCCGCGGCGACGAUGUCGACUGUGACAGCAUCCGCAUCCGCCAAGUCCUCGUGUCGUCAGCACACGACCUCGAUGACAUCCACAAGCACCAGCAGCGCAUGCACCUCCUCCUCCCAUCCUUCGCCUCACCCGCCGUCGACGCGGCGCGCGCCGAAGCGUUGUCUUGCUGGCUCACCGGGUUCGACGUCGGUUGGGUGCUAGACAUGGAGGCGCCUGGCUUCGGCAGAGGCGAGAGCCUCCCGCGCCGGGAACUUGAGAGAAGGGUCAGCGCGUGGGCGCAAGCGCUGAGCACCAUGGAGCGGGUCUUCCGGUUCCAGCACCGUGAGCUCACGCCCGCGCAGGUGGCCGCUCUGGAGGAGCUUGCAGUCGCGAGCACUGGAGCGAUGCUGAAACUAGUCGGUGCCGUGGCGGCGCUCGGGAGCUCCCCGUCGAAGCUGCUCACGGCGCUCGACCUGUACGCCCCGGUCUCCGAGACGUUCCCCGUCCUCGCGAGGCUCUUCUCCUGGGGCCCCUCCCACCCCGUGUCGGCUGCUGCGGAGGCCACGCUCGCCGCCCUGGUGGACGCGGCCCUGCGCUGCAGGGGCGAUCUCACGGCGUUCAUACGAUCCCACUACCCGUGGCGGAUGCCGCAGGGUGGCGAGGUGCACCCUUGCGUCCCCUUCUGGAUGGGCUACUUCCUCUGUAUGGUGCGCAACCCCGUCUCUCUCCACUUCAUCCUCGGCAACGAAGACGGCGACGCCGAAGCGCCAGGCGCUGAAGAUGGCCUCAGCCUUGUUGCAGAGCUGAUCUUGUGCCUGGAAGCCGUGCUUGAGGAGAAGUCCGCGGCGCUCGCGGUCCCGGGGCUGCGUCAGGUGUUCAUGCUCAACAACACGCACGCUAUCAUGUGCCGCGCAGCAGUGGGCUCGGACCUUGAGGUCUUCCUGGAUCCAGAGUGGAUCCGUGUCCGCCUCGACCGCAUAGAAGGUUACAUCAGAGAUUACAUGGACGCGUCCUGGACGCCUGUCGUGUGGCACCUGGACGGCGGCGGCCGCAACCGCAAGCAAUCCGCGGUCUCCCGGCGCCGGAACCGGAACCCGUUGAGCGCUUUCUACUCGGCGUUUGAGAACGCCUGCAGCACACAGCGAUGCUGGAAAGUGCCCAACCCGGAGCUCCGGGGCGUUCUCCGGAGAACCGUGGCAGAGAGCGUCAUUCCUCACUAUCGUCGGUAUUUGGAGGACCACCCAGAGGUUGAAGUGGCAUGCGGACGCACCACGGAGGAGCUGGAGCAACAGUUGAGGGACUUGUUUGAAGGAUAG
This is a messenger RNA of Miscanthus lutarioriparius, 1488 nucleotides long. The record is from the annotation of a GenBank genome assembly. Lineage: Eukaryota; Viridiplantae; Streptophyta; Magnoliopsida; Poales; Poaceae.